Asparagus officinalis (garden asparagus) is the source of this 1063-nucleotide messenger RNA. Its product is annotated as THO complex subunit 4B-like. Lineage: Eukaryota; Viridiplantae; Streptophyta; Magnoliopsida; Asparagales; Asparagaceae. The coding region runs from base 49 to 771 and encodes 240 amino acids. Gene Ontology annotation, biological process: mRNA export from nucleus. The record is from RefSeq and is a predicted model, not a curated record. Gene Ontology annotation, molecular function: mRNA binding. Gene Ontology annotation, cellular component: nucleus. The transcript has 5 exons.
CGGUCAAAAACCCUAGCUCCCUCAAUUUCUCCUCUCAAAACCCUAGCCAUGUCGAGCGCUCUCGACAUGUCGCUCGACGACAUCAUCAAAAACAGCAAGAAGUCCUCAUCCUCCGGCGGCCGCGGCCGAGGUCUCGGCCGCUCCGGCCCCGGCCCCGCUCGCCGUUCCCAAAAUCGCGCUGCGAAUCGUCCCAAUCCUUAUUCGAUGCCCAAGGCGGCGGACUAUGGUGUCUAUACGGAUCAGAUUGCGGCCUUUUCGGUUCCGGCAGCGUCCAGGGUUUCUUCGAUCGAGACGGGGACGAAGCUUUACAUCUCUAAUUUGGAUUAUGGCGUAUCGAACGAUGACAUCAAGGAACUGUUUUCAGAGGUUGGUGAUAUCAAAAGAUACUCGAUCCAUUAUGAUAGGAGUGGAAGAUCAAAGGGGACUGCUGAAGUUGUCUUCUCGAGGAAGGAUCAUGCUCUUGCAGCUGUUAAGAGAUACAACAAUGUGCAGCUUGAUGGAAAACCAAUGAAGAUAGCAAUAGUCGGCACAAAUAUUGAGAAACCUGUAGCUUUUCCUCCUGUUGCACAUGUGAAUUUUGGAAAUCCUUCUGGCAUUCCCCAAAGACUACGUGGGAGAGGUGUCCCUGCUGGCAGACCCCAUGGUGGUGGUGGUCGUGGACAGAGUAGAGGAGGUCGAGGACGAGGUAGAGGCCGUGAUGAGAAGGUGUCUGUCGAAGAUCUUGAUGCUGACCUGGACAAGUACCAUCGAGAAGCAAUGCAAGUCAACUAAAAAGAGGGGAAUAGCCGUGUGUUUAAGACUUGGUUUGAUUGCUUGAUGCCACUUUAUAUGUGCAUUUUGCUAGUAGAUCUACUGUAGACUGCGUAAAUUGCUCUUAUAGUGUUCUUUUGCUGCUAUAUGAGCUUUGGGUAUAUGAUAUUUUGUUAUUGUGAUCGUGUGUUACAUGGAAACGUAUGGAGAGCUGAUUACUGCUUAGCAUCGUGAGAUCUACUGUUGUAGCCUGCGUAUAUUAUUUUGGCUUUAGAGCCCUUUUGGUGGUAUAUGGGUUUUGGGUUUUGCCCUA